GUCGCCAUAUACCAACGUCUGUCUUCCUGUAGAGGUCAUGGAUUUCUCCUGAAUUGCUCCCGACCACGAUCCCGUUUGGGUCUCGCGAUUCCGACUCGUUCCUUUGCCCCGCACCGCACCUCUCGGGGCCAGCAGCCAGUUCACCAGCCAUUCCCGAAGCUACUACUUUCGUCCCUCCCCCUCCUCUUCCAAGUCUUUUUUGCGACUCCGUUACUCCGAAGUCAAUCCUUUACUUGCGCCAACCGCCCAUUGACUCGUGUAUACUAUGAGACUCCGCAAAGCCGCCCGCGUCAUUCUCGUCGGUGCCCCCGGUGUUGGGAAAGGAACGCAGUCCGAACGGCUUCUCCAUCGAUUUCCGCAAAUCCAGUCAAUCAGCACAGGAGACCUGCUUCGUAACAAUGUCAAGCACCGGACCCCUCUCGGCAUCAAGGUCGAGAAGACCAUGAAGUCCGGCGGGCUAGUCGCUGAUGAGCUGAUUAUGCGCCUGAUCUCCAAUGAGAUGUACAAGAACGGAUGGCUUCUCAACAGCCGCAGAAGACCCCAGGUCAUGACGUUGUCCUCUUCCUCGACCGCGGUGGACUCCUUCUACGACGAGCACAUGGACGACUGGGUGACAGCCUCCGGCGCGCUUGACAGCCACUCUGCUCCCGAAGCCUCCGAGGACCCUGCGGCCUCUUUCAUCCUUGACGGUUUCCCGAGAACAGCUACCCAGGCUUUGGUUUGCGACAAGCUUAUCCCCAUCAAUCUGGUUGUGUCUCUUAAGACCCCGUUCCACGUCGUGAUGGAGCGCAUCUCCGGCCGCUGGGUCCACGAGCCCUCUGGCCGUGUGUACAACACUACUUUCAACGCUCCGGCGGUCCCCGGUAAGGACGACGUCACCGGAGAACCCCUCACGCAGCGCCCAGAUGAUACCGAGGCGGUGUACAGGGAACGAUUCCGCAAGUUUCAGGAGACCAGCGAGCCCCUUCUCGAGCACUACAACAAGAAGGGCGUUCUCUGGGAGGUUGAGGGCAUGAGCAGCGAUGAAAUUAGCCCUCUGCUUUUCGACGAAUUCGAGCGACGUUUUGUCCAUUGAUUUACAAUUUUUCACCUUCUUUUUCUAUAUCUACCGGAGUUACACGUGGUCAAGAUACCUCGGGCUAGCCAGAAAGACCCAUGGAAUGGGCAGGUUGGACGGAUGGGGACAAACCCCAAGGGCGGUCGCAGUACAAGCGCUUUACUGCUUCGAACAUUGAUUGUUAUUAUACGUACAUGU
Messenger RNA from Colletotrichum destructivum, 1255 nucleotides. Its product is annotated as Putative adenylate kinase/UMP-CMP kinase, adenylate kinase, active site lid. Gene Ontology annotation, cellular component: cytoplasm; mitochondrion. Gene Ontology annotation, biological process: nucleobase-containing compound metabolic process. Lineage: Eukaryota; Fungi; Ascomycota; Sordariomycetes; Glomerellales; Glomerellaceae. The record is from RefSeq and is a predicted model, not a curated record. Gene Ontology annotation, molecular function: ATP binding; AMP kinase activity. The transcript is spliced from 2 exons. The coding region runs from base 266 to 1075 and encodes 269 amino acids.